Poeciliopsis prolifica (blackstripe livebearer) is the source of this 5232-nucleotide messenger RNA. Its product is annotated as sushi, von Willebrand factor type A, EGF and pentraxin domain-containing protein 1-like. The transcript has 34 exons. Lineage: Eukaryota; Metazoa; Chordata; Actinopteri; Cyprinodontiformes; Poeciliidae. Bases 475 to 4992 code for a protein of 1505 amino acids. The record is from RefSeq and is a predicted model, not a curated record.
GAAAAUGAAUUGACUUCAAUGGAAGGAGAAUCAUUUCCACCGUGAGGAGCGUCUCUACACACCACAUUUCCAUGACUAAAGUUGGACUGCUGUAGAGGCAGCUUCAUCCGGAUGGUUUGUAUUUCCUUCCACAUCUAUGAAGGGUUUAGUUGACAUCGGCAGACAGAGAAACUCCUUAUCCUGUGCCUAUUUAUCGGGAACGUUGCAGCAUGCUCAUCACCACUGAUUAAUCAACGCUGGUCCAAGAUGCGUCACAUCCAAUCACCGCCCAUAUUCCAGCUGAUAAGGACCAUCAUCCAUGGUCUCCCGCUUCCAGCAGAGCUCAACCCACCUCCACCCCUUCACCUCCACUUGCUCAGCCAUUCGGCCACAUCCUUCAUUGCCUCCACCACCACUGUCGGGUCCCGGGGGGAUAACGUUCCUCUCAGCAUACGGAAUGCUCAUCCGAGCCCAUCGGAAAGUUUGUGAUAAUUGAUGUCCUCAGCUGGGGCCCCUGCAUCAAAGACUCUAAUUUCUGAUUGUCAAAAUCCUACAAAUGGAAAAUACAUAGAGCUCACAACGGAAUCUCUUAAAAUAAAAGAAUUCCCUGAUGGUACUGUAAUCUAUUAUAAGUGCAAACUUGGAUAUAUUCGAGUAAAUGGCACUGGGGAGAUGACCUGCGUCAAUGGGAAGUGGACCAAGCCAGACAUCACCUGCAGGCCGACAGACUGUGGUCCCGUUAUACCACAGCCACACAUGAUAUUUAACACCAGCCAGGGGACUCUACUUGGUGCAUCGGUUUAUAUGUCUUGUGAAAAAGGUUACAAGAUCUAUGGAUCGAGCAUAAAACAUUGCUCCCACGCAGGAUGGUCUGGAAUUGGAAUUUGUGUAUAUGUUACUUGUUCCAUACCGAGUAUAGGAAAUGGCGCACAUACUUGGACUAGUCACCGUAAACCAGAAUAUCGACAAAGUAUAAAUUUCACUUGUAACCCAGGAUACAACUUGCAUGGGAGUAAAACCAUUACGUGCAAUAGAAGAGGCAAAUAUGAUCCUGAGCCACCAAAAUGCAUUGCUGUAACUUGUCUCACACCGGAUGAAGUGGAAAAUGGCAGACAUUCUUGGAAUAAUGUCCGUAAACCAGAAUAUCGACAAACCAUACGUUUCACAUGUAACACAGGAUACAACUUGGUUGGGAAUGAAACCAUUAGGUGUACUGAAACUGGUGUUUAUAAUUCUCAGCCACCACGAUGUGUCAUUGUUACUUGUCCCAAACCGACCAGAGUGGAAAAUGGCAGACAUUCUUGGAAUAAUGAUCUUGAACCAGAAUAUCGACAAACUAUACGUUUCACAUGUAACACAGGAUACAACUUGGUUGGGAAUGAAACCAUUAGGUGUACUGAAACUGGUGGAUAUGAUUCUCAGCCACCACGAUGUGUCAUUGUUACUUGUCCUAAACCGACCAGAGUGGAAAAUGGCAGACAUUCUUGGAAUAAUGUCCGUAAACCAGAAUAUCGACAAACUAUACGUUUCACAUGUAACACAGGAUACAACUUGGUUGGGAAUGAAAUCAUUGAGUGUACUGAAACUGGUGGAUAUGAUUCUCAGCCACCACGAUGUGUCAUUGUUACUUGUCCCAAACCGACCAGAGUGGAAAAUGGCAGACAUUCUUGGAAUAAUGUCCGUAAACCAGAAUAUCAAGAAACUGUAUAUUUCACAUGUAACACAGGAUACAACUUGGUUGGGAAUAAAACCAUUAGGUGUACUGAAACUGGUGGAUAUGAUUCUCAGCCACCACGAUGUGUCAUUGUUACUUGUCCCAAACCGACCAGAGUGGAAAAUGGCAGACAUUCUUGGAAUAAUGUUCGUAAACCAGAAUAUCGAGAAACUGUACAUUUCACAUGUAACACAGGAUACACCUUGUUUGGGAAUGAAAUCAUUAGGUGUACUGAAACUGGUGGAUAUGAUUCUCAGCCACCACGAUGUGUCCCUGACUGUUCCAAACCUCAACAUAUAGAGAACACAGUUCUCUCUGCUGAAUCCCUCCGAAAAAGCAUUUUUCCAAGUGGUACUGUGAUCAAAUAUCAGUGCAUAAUUGGAUAUGAUCAAAUAAGUGGCACUGGGAUCAUUAGAUGUGUCAAUGGGAAGUGGACCAAGCCAGAUAUCAUCUGCAAGAAGAAAAACUGUGGUCUCCCAGAAGCAAAACAGCACAUGGUAUUUGAUACCAGCCAGGGUACUCUAUUUGGUGCUGUGGUUACAGUAACCUGUGAAGAAGGUUUCCGGCUCAAUGGAUCGCGUUUCAAACAUUGUCUUGACACAGGAUGGUUUGGAACUGCAAAUUGUGAAGUUGUUACUUGUCCCAAACCGACCAGAGUGGAAAAUGGCAGACAUUCUUGGAAUAAUGAUCUUGAACCAGAAUAUCGACAAACUAUACGUUUCACAUGUAACACAGGAUACACCUUGUUUGGGAAUGAAACCAUUAGGUGUACUGUAACUGGUGUAUAUGAUUCUCAGCCACCACGAUGUGUCCCUGACUGUUCCAAUCCUCAACAUGUACAGAACACAGUUCUCUCUGCUGAGUCCCUCCUAAAAAGUAUUUUUCCAAGUGGUACUGUGAUCAAAUAUCAGUGCAUAAUUGGAUAUAAUAAAAUAAGUGGCACUGGGAUCAUUAGAUGUGUCAAUGGGAAGUGGACCAAGCCAGAUAUCAUCUGCAAACUUGUUACUUGUCCCAAACCGACCAGAGUGGAAAAUGGCAGACAUUCUUGGAAUAAUGAUCUUGAACCAGAAUAUCGACAAACUAUACGUUUCACAUGUAACACAGGAUACACCUUGUUUGGGAAUGAAACCAUUAGGUGUACUGAAACUGGUGGAUAUGAUUCUCAGUCACCACGAUGUGUCCCUGACUGUUCCAAACCUCAACAUGUACAGAACACAGUUCUCUCUGCUGAGUCCCUCCGAAAAAGGAUUUUUCCAAGUGGUACUGUGAUCAAAUAUGAAUGCAUGAAGGGGUGUGAUCAAAUAGGUGGCACUGGAAUCAUUAGAUGUGUCAAUGGGAAGUGGACCAAGCAAGAUAUCAUCUGCAAGAGGAAAGACUGUGGUUUCCCAGCAGCACAACCGCACAUGGUAUUUGAUACCAGCCAGGGUACUCUAUUUGGUGCGGUGGUUACAGUAACCUGUAAAGAAGGUUACCGGCUCAUUGGAUCGAGUUUCAAACAUUGCCGUCUCUCAGGAUGGCAUGGUACUGCAAUUUGUGAAGCUGUUACUUGUUCCCAACCGAUCCAAGUGGAAAAUGGAAAACAUUCUUGGAAUAGUGUCCGUGAACCAGAAUAUCAACAAACUAUACGUUUCACAUGUAACGCAGGAUACACCUUGUUUGGGAAUGAAACCAUUAGAUGUACUAAAACUGCUCAAUUUGAUUCUGAGCCACCACGAUGCAUUGCUGACUGUCCCAAACCUCAACAUGUACAGAACACAGUUCUCUCUGCUGAGUCCCUCCUAAAAAGGCUUUUUCCAAGUGGUACUGUGAUCAAAUAUCAGUGCAUAAUUGGAUAUAAUAAAAUAAGUGGCACUGGGAUCAUUAGAUGUGUCAAUGGGAAGUGGACCAAGCCAGAUAUCAUCUGCAAACUUGUCACUUGUCCCAAACCGACCAGAGUGGAAAAUGGCAGACAUUCUUGGAAUAAUGAUCUUGAACCAGAAUAUCGACAAAUUAUACGUUUCACAUGUAACACAGGAUACAACUUGGUUGGGAAUGAAACCAUUAGGUGUACUGAAACUGGUGAAUAUGAUUCUCAGCCACCACGAUGUGUCCUUGUCACUUGUCCCAAACCGACCAGAGUGGAAAAUGGCAGACAUUCUUGGAAUAAUGAUCUUGAACCAGAAUAUCGACAAAUUAUACGUUUCACAUGUAACACAGGAUACAACUUGGUUGGGAAUGAAACCAUUAGGUGUACUGAAACUGGUGAAUAUGAUUCUCAGCCACCACGAUGUGUCCUUGUUACUUGUCCCAAACCGACCAGAGUGGAAAAUGGCAGACAUUCUUGGAAUAAUGUCCGUAAACCAGAAUAUCGACAAACUAUACGUUUCACAUGUAACACAGGAUACAACUUGGUUGGGAAUGAAACCGUUAGGUGUACUGAAACUGGUGGAUAUGAUUCUCAGCCACCACGAUGUGUCGCUGACUGUCCCAAACCUCAACAUGUACAGAACACAGUUCUCUCUGCUGAGACCCUCCGAAAAAGGAUUUUUCCAAGUGGUACUGUGAUCAAAUAUGAAUGCAUGAAGGGGUGUGAUCAAAUAGGUGGCACUGGAAUCACUAGAUGUGUCAAUGGGAAGUGGACCAAGCCAGAUAUCAACUGCAAGCGGAUAGACUGUGGUGUCCCAGAAACAAAACCGCACAUGUCAUUUGAAACCGAAGAGGGUACUAUAAUUGGUGCAAUGGCUACAGUAAUCUGUGAAGACGGCUACCGGGUCAGUGGAGCGAGCUUCAAACAGUGCAUGGACGAAGGAUGGUUUGGAAUCGCAGACUGUAUCUCUCUUACUUGUUCCAAACCGAUCAAAGUGGAAAAUGGCAAACAUUCUUGGAAUAGUGACCGUGAACCAAAAUAUGAACAAACUAUACAUUUCACAUGUGACGCAGGAUACACCUUGUUUGGGAAUGAAACCAUUACGUGUACUGAAAGUGCUGAAUAUGAUUCUGAGCCACCACGAUGUGUCCGUAAUUGCCCCACACCUAAGAGUGUGGAGAACAUGGUUCUCACGAAUGAAUCCCUCCUAAGAGAGGAUUUCCCAGAUGGUACCAAAGUCACCUAUGAGUGCGCCAAUGGAUUUGAAAAAGAAAGUGGCUCUGAGAUCAUAACCUGCAUUGAUGGGACUUGGACUGAGCCAGAUCUAAUCUGCAAGAAAAUUGAACCUCCUUUAAACCUACUGUUGAUAGGCGUGGCAGUUGGCUGUUCACUUGCACUUCUUUUCUGCAUCUUUUGGGUUUGGAGGCGAUGCUCAGAUGACUCUGAAGGAUAGUAAUCCCUGGAUAUAUUUCAGUUCCGAAGUCUUUAAGUAUCCUUCUUCAUUCAGUUGGAACUGGACCCAGCUGUUGGGACAUCUACUACAGAUGAAGGACUGCCGAACUCUGAGCGCCUUACCAAGCCUUGGAUAAGCCUUUGACCUCUGUACCGUUUUAUACACUAAUUGGUUUUACCAAGUUAGUAAAAAUUUGAAAAUAUUUAUUGUUUGUUUCUACUAAUUACGUUGUGAACCAUU